GGAGGGCGGAGCGCGCUUCUCUAGAGGUGGAACCGGUAUCCCAGCACUCGCGCCUUCUGUGUGCACCCCUUCCUUGCCGGCCGGCACUUUGGGUGCACAGUUUUACCCAAGCCUCGAGACAGUGAGCAGAAUUUGCUGGUAUAACUAGUUCUAAUGGCUGGGAACAAAGGACGCGGACGUGCAGCUUACACCUUUAAUAUUGAGGCAGUUGGAUUUGGCAGAGGUGAAAAGCUACCCGAUGUAGUCCUGAAACCACCCCCACUAUUUCCUGAUACAGAUUAUAAACCGGUGCCACUGAAAGCAGGAGAGGGCGAAGAAUACAUGCUGGCAUUGAAACAGGAGUUGAGAGAAACUAUGAAAAGGAUGCCUUAUUAUUUAGAAACACCUGAAGAAAAACAAGAUAUUGAAAGAUACAGUAAAAGAUAUAUGAAGGUGUACAAAGAGGAGUGGAUACCAGAUUGGCGAAGACUCCCAAGAGAAAUGAUGCCAAGGAAAAAGUGCAAAAAAGCAGGCCCCAAAUCCCAAAAAGCAAAGGCUACGGGCAAAGGCGCAUCACUCACUAAUACUGCAGAUGUAUUGAAAAAAAUCGAGGAAUUGGAAAAGAGAGGUGAUGGUGAAAAAUCAGAUGAGGAAAAUGAAGAGAAAGAAGGAAGCAAAGAGAAAAAUAAAGAAGGCGAUGAUGAUGAGGAUGAUGAUGCUGCAGAACAAGAGGAGUAUGAUGAAGAAGAGCAAGAAGAGGAAAAUGACUACAUUAAUUCAUACUUUGAAGAUGGAGAUGAUUUUGGUGCAGACAGUGAUGACAACAUGGAUGAAGCAACCUAUUAGCUAUGGAAUGUCUCCAAAAAUAUCUUUAUGAUACAGCUUCUAAAUAUUUGGACAGACUUGUUUUCUAUUUCUGAUAAGGAAUGAGUAUUGUAUUUUUGUUCCUGUUUUGUUAGACAAAUAUUUGCUGUCAAAAUACUCGGAACCACAUUGAGUUUACAUACUAGGUACCUUACCAGUUAGUCUCUGAUGCUCUGACAUUCCUUCUCAACACCCUGUCAUGCCUCUUAUGUGUUCAAGUGGGUUUUUUUUUUGUAUUAUUCAUAUUUGAAUGUGCCUAGAGUUUUUGCAUCUUUUAAUCUAUGUAUUCAUACUUGAACAAAUUAUUCUUGUUUAACUUGAUCUGUUGUAAAACUAGUACUGGUCAUCAUAGUGGAUUUCUGUAAUCUGAACAUUGAUUAAUACUGCACAAGGAGCACUUUAAAAACAAAGAAACUUGAAAAUAAUUUUAUCUUUUACUUUUACAUGGUAUGUUCUGUGCUACGACUACAUAAACCUACCUGAGUUCACAACGGUGUAAUUUAUGAGAUUGGAAGUUUUGUGAUCAAAAACAUACACGCUGGGGAAAAUGCCAGAUUUUUGAGCUGUAGUGGCUGCUGUUAAAUUUCAUAGGACUCCUAGUUACCCAAGUGGUUUAUAUCACAGUGCAGAAUAAAACUCAGGUCAUUUUAAAAUCAAGAUCAAUCUUUUUUGUUUAUUAAAAACUAGCUCCCCUGCUUUUUUUCUAUUUUGGCAGGGAAAAUACCUAAAAACCCUCAGCCUCCAAAGACACACAAAUGCCAAAGAUUUUCAAGGGAAUUCAUAUUAUGUAUUUUUAGAUGAUUGUUACCUACCAAAAGGAAUAAAUUUUCUCUUUAGGGAAGGUAUUACCUAUUACCCUCUAACCUUGAGAAUCAUAGCCAAAUUCUAUUUCUGCCUUUACCAUUAGACUCAGUCUUGAAAAUGAGCUUGGUUUUCUGUGCCUUAGUUUCUCCACCUGUAAACUAUUUCCUACAAAAAUUGCUUAAACACCAACCAAAAUUUGCUGUAUGUAUUCAUUCAUACCUUAUAGAAAUGAUCACUUAAUUUUAAUUUCGCCAUCACCCUCUAAAAAAUUGUAGCUUGGUAAGUGAUUUAAAAGUUUUAAAAAUCGAACAUAUUUUCCUCAAAAAAUAUAAUCUGAUUUUCCCAUCGUGUAUUCUGGAGGGGAAGAUUGGAGAAAAUGUAUAUUGUGCCAUUUUGUAGUGUGACUUUCUCAGGAAAAAGAUCACUUUCAAUUUUAAUACCUCCUCAGUUAAUUCAAGAUGCGUGUGAAGACCAUAGUUCAGUGCUGUGUUGAUCAUAUGUGAAUUAUUGAAAUAAGCUUCUGGGAAAUUGUAAACAUUCUAAAUGGAAAACAGGAAUAAAAAAGUCCACAUUAAAACAACAAUCUACUGGACUUGGUCAUAAAGUUUCCAGUUGUAAUGGGCAAAUAGUCACUUAGGAUUAUUAAUUAAAACAUUGAUGUUUUAGGGGUACCUGGGUGGCUUAUUCAGUUAAGCAUUGACUCUUGAUUUCAGCUCAAGUCAUGAUCUUACAGUCGUGAGAUGGAGCCCCACGCUGGGCUCUGCACUGAAUGUGGGAUUCUCUCCCUCCCUCUCCCUUUGCUCCUGACCCACUUGUGUGUGCUUGCACACAUGCGCUCUCUCAAAAAAUAAAAAUUUAAAAAAUAUUGUUUCAUUCUCUCACUUCCUUAGUACCUUAGCCAAAUACCACUUAAUUUAUAGAAAUCUGAUCUCAAUGGUUCUAUUUACUUGCUUUAUUAUAAAUCUGCAGAUAACUUUGUGAAUUGAGCAAAUGCACUGAAGUAUUUUUCCUAGCUUUCAAUUUGCCUCCACAAUUUUAGUCCAGCAGAUGGUAAGACAGCCCUUUUAGGUAAGGAUUAGCUCCAGGAGGCUCCAGCCAUCUGCCUUAAGUGCAUUGUCUUCCCCCCUUGGAAGAUCUUUGUAGAAGUUUAAGGUUGACCAACCGUGAGAACAGAUAGGUAGUAUUUGCAGGUUGCUUUACCAGCAUGAGUCUUGUUUUUCUGGCUUAAAUUCUCAGGGACUGUGAAGUUAGGUAUUCCAUAAGAAGGUAAACUUUAAUGCAAAGAUAGCCUCCUAUAUAUAAAAAAGUACUUGAAGUGUCUUUAAAUUUGCUAUAUUAACAGGCAUACCUUUUUGCUACAAUGCUUAUUUUUUGUUUACACAUUAAAUUCUUA
This is a messenger RNA of Lynx canadensis (Canada lynx), 3040 nucleotides long. RefSeq names its product RNA polymerase III subunit G (gene POLR3G). The record is from RefSeq and is a predicted model, not a curated record. Gene Ontology annotation, cellular component: RNA polymerase III complex. The transcript is spliced from 8 exons. Gene Ontology annotation, biological process: cell population proliferation; transcription by RNA polymerase III. NCBI's taxonomy places the organism in Eukaryota, Metazoa, Chordata, Mammalia, Carnivora, Felidae. The coding region runs from base 154 to 825 and encodes 223 amino acids.